AUGGAUGAAAAAAAUAUAAAUUUUAAUUCCUAAGUACUUUUUAUUAUUUAAUAAAAUUUUAAUCUACUUGAAUAGUAAUUUUUAUAAAUACAAAAGUUAAUAGAAAAAGAGUUUUAGGAAUAGAAUGAUCUUACUUUAUAAAUUAAUCUCAUUAUUUUUAUCAUUUCGAUUUGUUUUGUUGUUAUUUUUCUUUAUUUAGCAAUUAAGCCUUAUAAAUAAUAUAUUUUAAAUAUAUAAAGUAUAUUAAUGGUUAUUGGAAGAGUAAACGAAUAAGAAACAAAUGAAGAAAUAUAGAAAUUGAAACUUACAAAAAAUCUUAUUGAAAGUGAAAACGAAAUUUAAAAUUUCUAAAUAUGGGAGAAAAUUUGA
Ichthyophthirius multifiliis is the source of this 369-nucleotide messenger RNA. RefSeq lists its product as hypothetical. The transcript has 2 exons. The record is from RefSeq and is a predicted model, not a curated record. NCBI's taxonomy places the organism in Eukaryota, Ciliophora, Oligohymenophorea, Hymenostomatida.